AUGUUGACAUCUCCACUCUUGCUCUCUCUCACCCUCUUCCUCUCCCUCCCUCUCCUCCUCUUCCUCUCCCCCCGUCUCCUCCUCUCCCCUCCCGACGCUGACGACCUCGCCCUCUUCCGCCGCGCCUCCGCCCCCCACACCACCUCCCACCUCUCCUCCACCCCCAAAAUCGCCUUCCUUUUUCUCACCAACACCAACCUAACCUUCUCCCCCCUCUGGCAAACCUUCUUCUCCCACUCCCACAGCCACCUCUUCAACAUCUACAUCCACGCCCACCCCGCCAUCAUCCCCCCCGGCGGCCCCUUCCCCCGCGCCCGCUUUAUCCCCUCCAAACCCACAUCCCGAGCAUCCCCCUCCCUCAUCGCCGCCGCUCGCCGCCUCCUCGCUGCCGCUCUCCUCGACGACCCCCUCAACCUCUACUUUGCUCUUCUCUCCCAGCACUGCAUCCCCCUCCACUCCCUCCCCUUCACCCACAGCUACCUCUUCAAAAACCCCACCUUUCCCCACCGCAGCUUCAUCGAGAUCCUCUCCCACGACCCCAACCUUCACGCGCGCUACGACGCGCGCCCCCCCAUGCUCCCGGAAGUCCCCUUCUCUUCCUUCCGCGUCGGCUCUCAGUUCUUCAUCCUCACCCGCCGCCACGCGCGCCUAGUCGUGCGUGACGUCCGCCUCUGGAACAAGUUCCGCCUCCCCUGCCUCACCGAAGAACCCUGCUACCCCGAAGAGCACUACUUCCCCACGCUCCUCUCCAUGGAGGAUCCGAAUGGCUGUACCGGGUUUACCCUCACCCGGGUCAACUGGACCGGGUGCUGGGACGGCCACCCCCAUACCUACACCGCGCCGGAGAUCUCGCCGGAGCUUAUUCACCGCCUGAGGCGCUCUAACUCAAGCUAUGUUUACCUCUUCGCCAGGAAGUUUGCGCCGGAGUGUCUCCAACCGUUGAUGGGUAUCGUCGAUGACGUCAUUUUCCGGGAUUAA
Messenger RNA from Sphenostylis stenocarpa, 978 nucleotides. The record is from the annotation of a GenBank genome assembly. NCBI's taxonomy places the organism in Eukaryota, Viridiplantae, Streptophyta, Magnoliopsida, Fabales, Fabaceae.